Nylanderia fulva is the source of this 5436-nucleotide messenger RNA. RefSeq names its product leucine-rich repeat-containing larval translucida (gene ltl). NCBI's taxonomy places the organism in Eukaryota, Metazoa, Arthropoda, Insecta, Hymenoptera, Formicidae. The record is from RefSeq and is a predicted model, not a curated record. Gene Ontology annotation, molecular function: protein binding.
AUUUUUAAGAAAUCUAAGCCUUCGACGAUACACGCGUCAAAUUGAUGUACAAAGAUAUAUUUAAAAGGGUAUGUUUGAUAAUUAUUCGACGAAUAACAAGAGUGAAUAUCGUUCGAAAUAGAGAACAAGAAUCGACGAUAAACAUUCCAUCAUAGUCCAACUUAGAAGUGGAAAAAAAGCUGGCCAAACUCGCGACACGGUGACGAGACGGCUUUAAACGACGCCCAUCUAGAUUUAGACCGACCGUAAAGGAGACUCCAAUAGUCAUUUUAAUACGAAGAAUGCAAGAGAGUUAUCAUCCCAAAAGCUGCUACAUAUGUACGAUGUUAUCCUGGGACGCGCCUUCUAUAAGAUCGUAUAUUUUAAACGUGAGGCGGACACACGAAUUGAAAGAUUGGUUGCAGUUUAGUAUUUUGAACUCCGUUUGAUGACCUUUACGCGGCGAGAAAGAUUAGGCGAAUUAUAGGCGCCAGUGCAGAAAUAGAUAUGCAAUGGGAGUCAAUGUGGAAUAGCUUAAAGAGGAUAUAAGGCGAGUCGAGGUGGCGCCAAGCUCAAGAAUUUGUAUGGCAUACCUCACAGGCGAGUUACGGCAUAUAAAUGGGAUAUACUUAAACCAGUCUGUGACGGAUUUGUCUUUUGCGACGGAGAGAGCAAGUGAAAAAGCGAAAAGAAGAGAGAGAAAGCACGAUAGAAUGAUCUAUCUAUAAUAUUUUCUUUCAUGUCGUGCACCGUGCAAAGCAGUUAAGCAAAGGUCAAAAGUUACGAGCAAUCAUUCCGUUUAUCGGUUCUGCAAACACACGCCUGCAGCGUGUGUGCAACGCGAUAGAGACGACGGGAGGGAGGAGAGGUUGAUGAAUCCUCUCCGUCGAUGCGGAGUCGAGCCGACGAAAACUUCUUCGCAUCUACGUCAUGGUUCACGAGUGAAAACGAGAGAUAUCCCUUCUCCGUAGCAAAACUUCUGGACUAAUGGGACAAAUGUAACAAUAGACAGAAGUUGCCUCGCGCAUCUAACGGGGACUGGAUUUAAAGUAAACGCGGUAGCCGCGCGACGAGGGAGAGCCAGGAACGUGCCGUGGGACACGACAAGGGAGAGAAACACGACAGGGAGCAACGAGGCGAACAACAACAGGGGAAGGAGGAACAAGAAUACGCGUAGUACACCAGGGGAGGUGUAGCGCAAGCGAGAGCGCAGGGGGAGAGCAGAGCAGAGCCGAGCCGGGCCAGGCCGGGCCGGGCUUGCUGGCUCAUUCGCAAGCGGCCGGUAGAAAAAGAAGAUGAGCUUGUCGAUGUACGUACGUGCGUAACGUACGACGGAGGGAAUAGUAAGAAGAGCGAAGAAGAGCUCUCCAGAGGGAGACCCUCGCGCGGCGCCACGGUGGGUGCCGACGCGACGACUAUAAGUAAGUCUCGCGCGGCGCGCCGCGGCUUAAUGCUGCCGUUGCCGCGUCCGUGGCGUCAGGAGGAAGGUCCAUCGGUGACGACGACAAGCUUCCUUUUCCCGGCCGGUCCCCGCGGAGGCAACGUAGAAGAGAGAAAGAGGGAGGCGCGGUGAACUUGUAUUCCCAGGAGGAUGGUGUGGAUCCAGCGACAGCGCAGAUAACACGUGGUUGUCAUUUGCUGCUGCUGCUGCUGCUGCUACUGCGACUUUGUCGGUUCCUCCUGCCUUCAGUGUUGAUCAGUGAUCGGCGGUGUGGCAGUGUUCAAUUUUCCGCGCUAUGCGAGAUUGUAUUAACGUUCGCGUUUCUUAACGAAAAACAAUCGUUAACGAUUACUGUCGCAAAAAACCUGUACACAGUGUACGAGUAGUAUCGAGUGACGUGGAGGAGGUUUCUCUCUUGCAGAAAGUGAUCGCGUAGAGGUGGUGCGCGCGGUCACCACGUUUCGCGAAUUUCGUCACUGUUACAGUAUAUCCUUAUCGCCACUUUCCGUCCUGCAAUUAUACCGUUGUAAUUAACCGGCAGCAUGUCGGGCACGAUCUUCACGUUGUUGGGGCUCGUGGCUAGCGCGAGUUUUGAUUGCGCUUUACGCCUCCAGAUCAACCCGUGCACCUGCCGACAGGAGUUUUCCGGUUCCGUUAUCAACCAGGCGCAGACCUCGGCGGUGACCGCGUCCACCGGUGGUACCAUCAACGCGGGCGUUAAUAACAAUGCCGGGGGCGGCGGUCACCAUGUCGGGGAACGUAUGGAAGUCAUGUGCGAGAAGAUGAAGUCGUUCGCUGAGCUGGCCGGGGCGCUGGGCGGCAAAUUCGAGCCCGAGCAACAAAUCACCCUGCGGGUCGCGCAUUCGAAUCUGCACGACAUAUCGCGUCACGACUUCAAGGAGCUGCAUAUGUCCAUCACCCGACUCGAGCUGAAUCACGAUCAUCUGGGGGUCGUGGACGACGAUGUUUUCGCCGGUUUGGGUCGGACGCAAUACUUGAGUCUCGCGGACAACGAAGUACCGUCGAUACCGAGGCAAAUCCUGUCGCAUCUCUCGUUGCUGAGGACUCUGGAUCUCAGCAGGAAUCGGAUAACCCGUAUCGAUUCGGAUGACUUCAAGUAUAAUCCGAUGCUUCAGCACUUGGCCAUGGCCGGAAACGCGAUUUCCGAGAUGACCCCGGGUUCGCUGCCGCCUCUGGUCAAACACUUGCACGUCGGCAGAAAUCAUCUGAACAGUCUGAAUCAUACUCUUAGGGAUCUAAAUCAACUCGAGUGGUUGCUCAUUAAUUCUAACGAGCUCACGUCACUUGAUGGUGAGCUACCGUCGUCCGGCCACAAUCUCAAGAUGCUUUACGCCGUGGAUAACAGACUGACUCAUUUGCCGGCCGAAUUCCGAUAUCUCCACCGUCUAGAGACUCUCUUCCUCCAGCACAAUAAGAUUCGCAAUCUCGACGGUACUCUGCAGAAGGCUAGGCGCUUGAAGUUCCUAGAGCUCUCGUAUAACGAGUUGCAAGAGCUGAACGCGGACGAUUUUAUCGAGGCCGAGAUGCUGGAGGAUCUCGAGCUCGGCCACAAUUCUCUCAAAUCUUUGGGUGGUGCGGACGGCGACGGAAACGGAAGUGUCCUGUAUCCCCUUAGGUCAUUGAAAUGCCUGAAUUUGACGCACAACGAGCUUUCCGAGUUCUCCCUGGCUUCCUUGCGCGGUUUGCGCGAGCUCAGGUUGCUCGAUCUAUCGAAUAAUCGGAUUGGUAGAUUGCGCAGAGGAAGACCGUCCUUCGAGAAUCUAGUGGAAGAAGAAGGUGAUGAUAUCGCAGGUGGCAACAUCCAGGAUUUGCGUCUUCAGCAUAACGCGCUGUACAGUCUGGACGACUCCCUGUUCCUGGGCAUGAAGGAGCUGCAGAGGCUCAAUCUCAGUCACAACGCGUUGGGUCCCGACAUUGGGAGAGGCGUCUUUCGCGGUCUCGAUAAUCUCCGCGUGCUCGAUAUCUCGCACAAUCAGUUCACGACUCUAGAAGAUAUAUCGGAGGCGUGGCUACCGUUCUUGGAAGAAUUGAAUGCGUCGCACAACCGUCUGAUGACCCUGUCCGGCCGAGACUUUCGCGGUUUUCCAGUGCUCUGUUGGGCCGACGUCAGCAAGAAUCUAAUACGUAUUCUCAUGCCGGAGCUAGUCGCUAAUACGCGAUGCACGAUUCACGGAGUCCCCGAUGUGCUACGUAUAUACCUUCAAGAUAAUCCUGUGAUGUGCGACGCCGGUCUGGCCGACCUGACCGUCGCGCUCGAGGUGAAUCACGCCAAAGUCUACGGGGUCGGUAGCAAUUGCCCAACCACGACGACGCUGGCACCCCGGACAACGGUGGAGAUAACGUCGGCGCUGCCCCCAGCACCGCUGCCGUCGACGUUGUUGCGGGUCGCCGCGGCUGUUGCCUCCGGCGCCAACGUAUCCUUUGCCGCCACUCUCGAAUAAGAAGGCUGCAUCGCCGCAUGGUGCAUGGUGGCUAUACGAAAAUAGUACUCGCGCGAACAUCCAUAUCCAGCAUGGUGAGAAAGAGAGAGAGAGCGAGCGAGAGAAAGAAAGAGAAAGGGGAUGAUAGGAUGAAGGAGAAGGGGUUGGUGAAAAUAUCAGAGAAAAUCGCGCGACAAUUUGUUGUGUUCGUUGGAUGGGGAAGGACGAAGAAGGCGAGAAAGACGACUAAAGUACACGAGCGGAGUUGGAUCGUCGAAAACGAAUAUACACGUCCAUUAGUGUGUAACAUUACAGAUUCGACGAGCGCUCUCGGUAACUUUCGUUUUCUCUACGACUUUGAGGGCGCGGUGUGUUUGUAUAUCUAUCUGCAUAUAUGCGUGUGUGUAGAUGGAGAAGCAACUUUGUGAUCGACGAUUUUUGGUACAAUCGUCGAAGGAAACGUAAUUUUUUUAGUCAUCAUCAAUCCCAAGAUGGAUCUAUACAGCUCCCAUACGCUUAGAACAAUUUUGAACGUCCAAAAAUAUCCAUUGGAUAUUCAGGCGAUAUACUGUGAGGAUCAUGUUUGUCCAUAAUAUCGAAAUAUAAUCUUAAAAUAAUUCGGAAAAAUAAAAAAAAUACAACGGAAUCAUUCGCGUACAAAGCAAUCAUUACUCUUCCGUUCAGAGACUCUUGUAUUGUAAAUAGUCUGUAACAGCGGAAAGUCUCGUUCGCGUAUAGCAAUAAGCCGUUCUUUAAUUUAGCAUUCCUUUUUGUCAUGUUGAAUACGAAAUAAUUUAGGUAAUAGCCAAUAACGUAUUCAUAUCCGGACGAAGCGUCAGUUCAUUUGCAAAACUCAGUUUUGCAUCAAUUCGCGAUACGUUCUCACAUCCGCUUGUCGUCAAAGCGUUUUUUUUCCUUUUAGAACGUAAGACAUUUUUUCGACAAAUUCACACGUUUGGUACAACGUAGUUACAAAUCAUAAGGCUAAACAUUGUCAUAUUUCACAAAAAAGAAUAUCUCAACGCGCGAAAUAUCCGAACGUGUCUCGCUAAUCAUCGCUUUCUAACAUUAGAUUUAGGUUUAGGCUUUCGACAUAUCACGUAACGGAACGAUGAUCCGAGUAUAGGAAUACGGUCGUAGCUUCUACAACGUAAUAAUUCACAGAAGACUUCGGUCUUCAAUCAAAUUCCUCGAUGGUCAUGUGUAUGCGUAUGAAUUCUCGGCGGGUCAAUGGAGCAAAUGAAAUCUGUUAACUUGUGCCACCGGCAUGAGCAGAUUGGCAGUGGGCGAUCAAUUGACUCCUUCGUUAACUCGUGCCAAUAGGGACGAAUUGUUAUCAGCGUGCCUCCACGCAUACAUAAUGUAUCAGCCCGUUUAUCCGUGGUAUAUCUAUAAUGUUCGGUUAUUUUACAUGCGCGCGUAUAUAAAAUUGAAAUAGAUAUUGCAUAUAUAUUUAUGUAAUAUUCGUUCGUAUAAAAAUUUGCGAAAAAUGCUGCACGAAAGACAUUUUCCGCUGGAAUCAACAAUGUAAUAAUUAAAUGUAUUAAUCGUAAAUCGAAUAAUUUAAAAAUUUGG